AUGGCGAGCUCACCGGCCUGCGGAUUAAGUAGUGCUGCACCAGUGUCAUUGCCAGUGUGGUGCAACGUACGGAAGGGUGCAGACGUGUUAGAGGCUUUACUUGUCAACGUGGUGUGUUGUAUAGUGAUUGACUGAGAUCAUGGCGACCGCUGCAGUCCGAGACCCAGACGAUACUAGCAAGAAGAAAAAACUACAGAAUUCAUAUGAAGCAGUCGGCGAAGGCUUUAAGUAUUUUGCGAUGCCUCGUUCGGUGUCUUUACAAGCCAUGUCAACAGUAAAUCGCUUUUGGAUUAUUUGGUUAGCUACUUUGGUACGGACACUUUCAACAAUUGUUCAUACUGAUAGCGGAGCUGCCUUUCUCUUGGCACGUAGGAGAAGGUCGCUUCUGUUCGUAGAGGAGAGUGAGAGCCUUACUAAAUAUCAAAGACCGCUAUACACCGUGCACUUCAUCGUGCCGAACACGCCUGCAGCGGGCAAAAGGCCCAGCUGGCGCGGCCCUAAUUGGCUUAAAGGCUUCUACUCGUUUUUAUUCACACAAUUUAAGUUCAACAAGGGGCAUCUGGUGCCACGCGCCAACAUGACCUCUCGGGAAGACCAGGAAAUGACAAUGGAACUGGAAGACAAUAUCGUCCCCAUAGACAUGGCAGUCAACGCGGGCAACAUGGAGGCGGUGGAGAAAAGCCUGCGGAAUCUGGCGGACCAGGAGGGCGAGCUCGUCGAAUACACAGGCUGGCUCGGGGAGUUGUACCUCUGCAGCAUCGAGGAUGCGAUCGUAGAGAUAGAGAAGUUCGUUCGGGAUCGCGGAGAGACGACCACCAUCGAGGAGAUUAAAAAGUACAUCGCAUCAUGCAACGGGCGGAUCUCCGUCCCCAAAUACCUGUACAAGCUGGUCCUGCGCAAGGACACCUACAAGUUCGUAAGCUGCACAGUGAUCAGCAAUGAUGUCAAUCAAGCCACUGACGACCCGACCCUCCCCAAGGUGGGGCCGAAGCCGAAGGGUAUGAAGAACGUCGCUUGGAACGACCCAAAGAAGGGGCUGACGAGAUGGCUGACUGAGGAAGAGUUUUAUAAGUGGUCGAAAGAGCAUUUCCCGGACGAUUUCACUCCACAAAAAUGUAUAAAGGAUGCCAGAAAAGACAAAUCAAGGCAAUCAAAAGGGUUAACGUUCGACACAAUGAGUCCAGUAAAUUUUGAAGAAUACAUGUUCCCGAUGCAGGAAAAAAACAUUGUCGGGGAAAAUAAAAAUAUACGCGAUUGCUCCUCAGAUCGAACUUGUUCGCCAUUGUUGGAAAUGUUCAGUACUCUGCAAAUAUAACUGUAGAACAAGAUGUCAGUUUUAAAUGCGAGACUCCUGUAAACUUGUUGACGCUUGUUGGCGUAUUAUAAAGCCAAAAUAUUCAAACAGACUACAGUUUCGUGCUAUUAUUUUUGUUAAGGGUGAUGGUAAUUAUAUUGCAAGUGUGUUAACUUUUUGUGCGUUCAAUAAAUAACUUGGUGUUGGUUUAA
Frankliniella occidentalis (western flower thrips) is the source of this 1506-nucleotide messenger RNA. RefSeq lists its product as uncharacterized. The transcript is spliced from 2 exons. Gene Ontology annotation, molecular function: metal ion binding; nucleic acid binding; hydrolase activity. The record is from RefSeq and is a predicted model, not a curated record. Lineage: Eukaryota; Metazoa; Arthropoda; Insecta; Thysanoptera; Thripidae. The coding region runs from base 140 to 1315 and encodes 391 amino acids.